AUGUCUGAUGCUGCGGCCCAGAACACGCCCAAUUCCAGCCGGCGCUCAAACACCCCGGAGGAGACGACCACCGAAGUCCGAAAACGGCGCAGGAUAGCCCUUUCUUGCUACGAUUGCCGCCGCCGCAAGCUGCGAUGUGAUCGCGAGUAUCCCGCCUGUGGGCGCUGCCGCAAAGGCGGCCAUGCAGACACUUGCUCCUACGACUCCCGCGCAGAGCCGCCUGCAGGAGCCCGCAAUGGCCACCAGCCAGUCGCAGAGAGCGAUGACGACCGAGCCGCCAUCUUAAGUCCGACCAGCUCCAACACCGUUCCAAGAGCCCCGGUCGUGCCCGACGCCGCCCGGCACGGUUCUCGGGACAGCGCGGAUCUGCUCUCUGUCCAGCGCAAGAAGAUCGCUGAGCUUGAGACUCGCCUCGCUCAGCUCGAAGGUAAGGCCAAGGACCCCUUCAGCAACGGCCAGGCAAUCCAGCAUGCUGGCGACGAGCUUUUGUGGCCGAACCCCACCUCCUCCAACCGCCGCGGCGCCGAGGAGGAGGAGAGUGAGACUAUGCUUCUUCGAGGCAAGGCAUUCAAGACGGCGUACUUUGGCAGGAGUAAUAUUACCAGCGUCGUCAUCACACAUUUCCCUGGCCUGCGUUCGUUUAUGCAGGCCACGUUCAAGCAGUAUCCCGCUUUGAUGCAGGGUCGGCCAGAGAUCAAGGCGAUUCGCGAGCGUUGGAAAAAGCACAAGCUGCUGUCGACCCCGACUGUGGACCUAGAAGCACUCCUCCCGCCCAAAGACAACGUCGACCACCUAGUGCGCCACUACUUUGAUACCCUUGAAACUACCCACAGGAUACUCCAUGUACCUAACUUCUGGGAUGAAUACGCACACUUUUGGUCUGAACCGUCCAGGCGUCGGCCAGAGUUCACGGCGACGGUGCUUGCUGUCAUUUCCACAGUUAUUACUGCAACAUUCGAUCCUCCAACUACCUAUCGCGCCGACCGACCCAUCCAGGUCGAGACAGCCAUGGAGUGGAUUGAAUCUAUUGAGCGUUGGCUAUCGAUGCAGAGUCGAAAGCAUGCCGACCUAAGCCACUUCCAAAUCCGAUGUCUCUUGAUGCAGACCAAAUGCGUCAAUUCGAUAAAGUGGAAGGAAAUUUGGGGUCAUUCCAGAGACUUGAUCACUUUUGGGUUGUCUACAGGUCUGCAUCGUGAUCCAAGCUGGCUUGUCAAAGAGACGACCAUCUUCGACCAGGAGAUGAGACGCCGCCUUUGGUGGACGAUGCUUGAAAUGGAGCUACAAUGCUCCAUCUAUCGCGGUAUGCCAUCAUCGUCGCACGGUCUUUUCACCGACACUUCGCCACCACUGAAUGUGAAUGAUGAAGACAUUGACAACACAGCCCGAAAGGCGCCGCCGACCCCUUGGCCUGUUCAAGAAUUCACGGCGACCUCCUACCUCUAUGUUUCGGCGAAAAGCAUGCCGUUGCGAGUUGAGAUCAACUCGGCCUUGAACAAUGCAGCAGCACCACUCACUUAUGACGAAACAAUGGAAUACGCUGAAAAGGUGGUUGCGGAACUGGAGAAAAUCCCUGCUUGGAGCGGCCGAGAUGACUCAAAGAUCACUCGCAUGCUCCUCGACAUCCAAUUGCGACAAUUUCUUGUCCUACUCCACGAACCAUUCGCACGAAAGGCCGGGUCUGAUUCUCGUUUUCAAUACUCACGCACAGCAUGCUUCGACUCGGCAGCCUCCGUCAUAGAACAACACUACAAGAUCAUGUCGAUGGGCAACAAGACGGUACUGCUGCCUCUUUGGAACGAUACGGCUCGUGCCGCCAUCUCCAUCAUCCACAACGCUUUCAUGUCGAGCCUAGCGCAGGACUACCGAUUCUUCCAGAACCACAAAGCUGCGAUUGCGGACCUAGUAGAGAAGUCUCUUAUCCUCAUUGAGGAAAAGGCCACCCGCACUGGCGCAGGGUUCGGCCACAUGGGGCACAUCUCGGCAGCUUACGACUUGCUCAUUGCCAAAGUGCUUCCCGAAAAGAAAGACGAAGUGCUCAAGCACAAUGUGGAAAGAGUUUUGAGACUACAUCGGACCAUGAUGACCAGUCAGGAACGGCUUCCUGAGCUACCGUCGGAAACGCCGCAAGCCAAUAAUCAACCCGUUGUUCCGAUAGGGUACACCACCGCUCCCGGCAUGCCUAACGUCCAGCUCCCGUAUGGCAUCCAGAUGGCGCAACCCGGUUCCGAGCAACAGCCCAUCAUUUCCUUCCCUGAGAUUCAAGGUUGGGGCCUUGAUGAACUGUGGGGAUUUGGUCCCACCGAUCUGUGA
Messenger RNA from Lasiodiplodia theobromae, 2310 nucleotides. RefSeq lists its product as uncharacterized. The record is from RefSeq and is a predicted model, not a curated record. The coding region runs from base 1 to 2310 and encodes 769 amino acids. Lineage: Eukaryota; Fungi; Ascomycota; Dothideomycetes; Botryosphaeriales; Botryosphaeriaceae. Gene Ontology annotation, biological process: regulation of transcription by RNA polymerase II; DNA-templated transcription. Gene Ontology annotation, cellular component: nucleus. The transcript is spliced from 4 exons. Gene Ontology annotation, molecular function: RNA polymerase II cis-regulatory region sequence-specific DNA binding; zinc ion binding; DNA-binding transcription activator activity, RNA polymerase II-specific.